Scatophagus argus is the source of this 2150-nucleotide messenger RNA. RefSeq lists its product as uncharacterized. The record is from RefSeq and is a predicted model, not a curated record. The coding region runs from base 69 to 1091 and encodes 340 amino acids. Gene Ontology annotation, biological process: response to bacterium. NCBI's taxonomy places the organism in Eukaryota, Metazoa, Chordata, Actinopteri, Scatophagidae. The transcript is spliced from 5 exons.
ACGGCAUCCGUCGCCUAUAAGAGUUGUGUGGUCCAUUGACAUACAGAUACUGCCGGCAGAGUUCAAGGAUGAUGUCACUUCGUAUUUUUUUUGUGCUCCUCUGUGAAAUCUGUCAGGUGCCAGCUGCUGACAAAAACCUAGAUAUAAUUCAGGACAGCAAGGUCAUAACAGCUGAAGUUGGGGAGACUGUGACUCUGAAAUGCUUAUGCCAAGAUGACUCUGUAACUUUCUUCUUCUGGUACCAGCAAAGCUUGGGGGGCAAACCUCUCAUUGUGUCAUCUCGGAUGAAGUACAGCACAAAAGCUUCCAUCUUCCCCCAAUAUAAAGAAAGGUUUCGGGUGGAAUUUGAAGAAAACUUCAACAAUCUAAUAAUCUCACAUGUGCAGCUGUCAGAUUCAGCAACAUAUUACUGUGGAAUUUUACAGUUAAAUACAGUUGAAUUUGGACAAGGUGCUUUCCUUCAUGUCAAAUCAUCGCUGUCCAACACCCAUGCUGUUGUCCAUCAGCCAGUGUUGGAGACACUUCAGUUGGGAGACCCUGCAAUUUUAAGCUGUACAAGUUACGCUGAAAAAUGUGUAGGGGAGCAGAGUCUGUACUGGUUCAGACAUGGUGCAGCUCAGCCUGCAAUUGUGUAUCACAGUGCACAAUGGUGUACGAAUGACUUAGAGUCUCAUGCAAAAAACUGCACAUCAAACCUCACUAUAAAGUCAGUGAACUCGUCCGAUGCAGGAAUGUACUACUGUGCUCUGGCCUCCUGUGGGGAGAUUGUGUUAGGAAAUGGAACGAAAGUGGAGAUUGCAGAUUUUACCAGACUCAUCCCUCUCCUGGUGCACUGCCUGAGUGUGACAUUGGCAGUUUCUAUUAUUCUUCUUCUUGUCUUGGCUUUCACCAUAUCCAAGUUGAAUAAACAGAUAUGUUCUGUUUGCAAAGGAACUGUCUCUAAUUUGACAUCUUCUGACAAUAUGAGCCAAGAUGCAGAUGUCAUCCAUUACGCUGCUCUGAAAAUGAGCGGAACCAGCAAACGACAUCGACCAGAGGCACGCGAGGAGAGCAUUUGCGUGUACUCUAGAGUAAAGAAUAGAAAACACUGAACUUUGCCUUUGCUUCUAACUGCUUCUAUCACUUGCAAGAAAAUGACAUGACUAAAUAUAUAAAAAUGCAUAAAUAAUAUGUGCAUGUGUUCGUGCAUCUGUAUAUAACACUGGAUACAAAUUCAGGCAAUUCAAUCAAUCCCCUAUGAUGUUAUAAAUAUCAUUCCUGUCCGAAACCUCAGCACGUUUUUAUCACUUGGCCGCUUCUAACAGUCUACUUGUCACACCUGCGGUGAAGGUGAUGUGAACCACAGCAUAUUCAGCAAGUUUCCAUCAGUGGAAAAUCAAGGCCCAGCAUAGCUUCAGCACAGGAAGACCGGUCUGCAGCUUGCAGACCAUAGCAUCUUGUAGCGAAACUGGUGUUGCAGAACUUUGUGAUACAAGCACUGGGGCCCAGAUGCAGAAAACAUGCUGUGCAGAUGAUAAGAAAAACUAAAAGCUGGCAGCAUUUUGUCAUUAAAAUAAAGCAGGAAUUUAGACUAUAGACUUCAGGGUGAAGUGAAAGAAAAAAAAAAUGUGCCAAGGUGGUGGGCAAAAUGGCUGUAAGAAUAAUGUAAUAAUCACAACAAUUUGAACAUUAAAAUGAAAGUUCAGGGGGUCACACAGCCAGUGUUUAAUUAAAUUAAAAAUGUCUUCUGAUGAAGGAAAGAUGGUAUCUGAUCAGUGUGAGUUUUGCCAAGAGGCUAUUAUACAUGUAUUAUGUGUCUUUUAAAGUCAGUAAAAAAAACAGGAGCUCUGUAACGGGAGCAGGACAGGCGGUGGUGAUGAGGGGUGUGAUGGGUAUUUGGUGGUAUAUGAUUUCAUCACUGCUUUUCACAACACAAACAUUAGACAAUGAAAAAUUUCAGAUAUUUCUUCUAAUUUUGUGCUUUAACAAUGAUUAAAGUUACAGUGUUCCUUUAUUGAUACAGCAGUUGAUUCGGGAGUUUUAUCUAUUUGCUCAUUGUAACUCACUGUGUAUAUGUUGUAUUAUGUAAUUUUCUAAAUGAAUCCUGAUGCCCUCUUGAAAAUAAAUCUUUCCAAAGUCUGUUUUGUCUCCAUGAAAGAUCAUUUAGUCAU